Fragaria vesca subsp. vesca is the source of this 1660-nucleotide messenger RNA. Its product is annotated as F-box/kelch-repeat protein SKIP30-like. Bases 339 to 1376 code for a protein of 345 amino acids. Gene Ontology annotation, molecular function: protein binding. The record is from RefSeq and is a predicted model, not a curated record. NCBI's taxonomy places the organism in Eukaryota, Viridiplantae, Streptophyta, Magnoliopsida, Rosales, Rosaceae. The transcript is spliced from 2 exons.
AGGGUUGAGUUGGAAUCAAAACACAUACACAGAAAUUGAAUUCCUCAUUGAAUUCCCAUCCCCUUCUCUUCUUAUAACGCUCACAUUUCACCCAUCACACAAACAACCCAAAAAGCAUUGAUUUUUGUAAACUCGGCGUUUUCCUCAGCUCUCUGAAAAGUCAUCGUCUUGGGCUCACCCUUACCCUUAUCUCUCCUCUCUCUAGAAAUUUGAGCACAAAGCCCAAAUCUUUGUGUUUUUCACCAGGUGCUGUUUUUCAGAUUGCUCGUGCAAGUGCUGUCCCCAAGUAGCAACGAUAACUGUGACAUAUCAUCUGAAACAGAUGCACUGUGAUUAUUAUGUCUGAACUGAUUGAAGGUCUUCCUGACGCUGUUGCCCUUAGGUGCCUUGCUUGGGUUCCCUUCCAUCUCCAUCCUAAGUUGGAGCUUGUUUCCCGUUCCUGGAAAGCUGCUAUUCAUAGCCCUGAACUGUUUAGAGCUCGACAGGAGCUUGGCUCAUGUGAAGAUUUAUUAUGUGUGUCUGCUUUUGAUCCAGAGAAUUUAUGGCAGCUGUAUGACCCUCUCCGAGACCUUUGGAUUACUCUCCCUGUUCUCCCUUCUAGAAUUAAAAUCCUUUCUAAUUUCGGUGCUGUCUCCACUGCUGGAAAACUGUUUGUGCUUGGAGGUGGCAGUGGUGCUGUUGACCCACAAACAGGUGACCAAGAUGGGAGUUUUGCGACCAAUGAGGUGUGGUCAUAUGACCCUGUAAUUAGGCGAUGGAACUCGCGUGCAUCUAUGCUUGUGCCUCGUGCAAUGUUUGCAUGCUGUGUUUUAGAUGGAAAGAUUGUUGUUGCAGGCGGUUUUACCAGCUGUCGGAAGUCAAUCUCUCAAGCAGAAAUGUAUGACCCUGACAAGGAUGUCUGGAUUCCAAUACCUGAUCUCCACCGUACUCAUAAUUCAGCAUGCACAGGAAUAGUGAUCAGAGGAAAGGUGCACGUCUUGCACAAGGGGUUAUCAACGGUGCAAGUCUUGGACAAUGUGGUGAAUGGGUGGACUGUUGAGGAUUAUGGUUGGCAACAGGGUCCAAUGACGGUUGUUAAGGGUGCACUUUAUGUGAUGAGCAACGGACUCAUCUGCAAGCAAGACAGAGAAGUGAGGAAAGUUUUGGUUUCAGCAUCUGAGAUUGGUCGCAGAAUUGGGUUUGCAAUGACUGGACAUGGGGAUGAAAUUUACAUAAUUGGUGGGGUGAUUAUUCCUGAUCAGUGGAACUUGGAGAUCAAGCCAAUGUCUGAUGUUGAUGUUCUGACCAUCGGGGGUGAAAGACCUACUUGGCGCCAAGCAGCUCCAAUGACACGAUGCCGUGGUACUAUUCUUGGUUGUACACAGUUGAGAAUUUAGGUAUCCUUGUUAUCUGGUGAUUAAAUUUAGUUCACAUGUAGCUCUUCCUAAGGCUUUUUAUUCCUGCUACAAGGAAUUAGCCUCUGCUGGCUACGGUUCCUCUUUGUUUUAACUUUGAACUUUUGUAAUCCAUUACUCCUCCUUGUUUCAUGUUAAAUUUAUCAGCUCUUGGAACUCCUACAUACCCAGGUAACAGUAUAAGGUCCAGUACUAUUUGGAAGAGGCAAAACUUAGGGGUACAAGAAUUAUAUGAACUUUUUAUUAUGGAUGAAGCACUUGUGUUC